Messenger RNA from Mizuhopecten yessoensis (Yesso scallop), 2861 nucleotides. RefSeq lists its product as uncharacterized. The transcript has 10 exons. The record is from RefSeq and is a predicted model, not a curated record. Lineage: Eukaryota; Metazoa; Mollusca; Bivalvia; Pectinida; Pectinidae. Gene Ontology annotation, molecular function: nucleic acid binding. Bases 100 to 1977 code for a protein of 625 amino acids.
UCACGUGAGCUAUUUAUAGCGCGUGCGUUUUCCGGAAUUAAGAUUAAGAUCGGUUCCGAUUCUUUUAUUACGCACCGAGUCAAAAGGUAAACAAACAACAUGACAGACGACCGCGACUACGGUACGAGGGGAGCAAUGGAACCGACAAUAGGCCUAGUCGAAGAGACACCGAUCCUUGUUGAGAACAUAGCCUCCAAUGUAACAGUUUCCACUGAGAUCGGGCACACGGAAAACAUUGUAUGGAAUGAAGGCCGGAGGGUUGUUGAGUUAGAGGUGCUAGCGGAACAACUAUUCUGCAACAGAUGCAACACCCCACUCCAUCUGAAGGAUAUAGUAGGUGAAAUGAGGAACGGCUUAGGUAGUCUUUUGGAGGUGGUAUGUCGGAUAUGCUCUGGUAUGAAACUGGUGUCUACAGGCAAGCGGAAUGAAAAAGGAGGAUUUGAUAUCAACUCAAAAGUGGCUCUUGAGUUAGGCACAUGUAACAUACCCCCACCUGAUCCUAAGACACUGAAAAAGAAGGAGAAAGAUAUAGCAUCUUCAGUUAUGGAUGAAGCAUCAGAUUCCUGUAAAACUGCUAGUGCAAAAGAAGAAGCUGUUACCGCAAGUGAAGAAUUGGAAUGUAGUUUUGACGCUGGUUGGCAAACAAGAGGAUCCGGUUGGCAAUAUAACAGUAACACAGGACAUUCCAGUCUAGUUGGUGUAAAGACAGGUAAAGUUCUAGACUUUGAUGUAAGAACUAAAUUUUGCAGUAUAUGCCAGCAUCAUUUGGGAAGAAAGGACACAAUUCCAAAUCAUCAAUGCAACAGCAAUUGGCAAGGGUCAAGUAAAGGCAUGGAGCCUGACAUGGCUUUAUCCAUGGUUACAAGGAUGGAUGACAGAGGGUGCACAGUUGGCAUAAUUCAUGCAGACAAUGACUCAACAACAACAUCACGGCUGAGGCAAAAAUUUGAAAACAUCAAAAAAAGAGAUGAUAAGAAUCAUGUAAAGAAAACUCUGUCAAGACAGUUGUAUGCAGCGGCAAAUAAGUUUAAAGAGCUGAAGGGCAAAGGAGUAAUUCCUUACAUCCUUAGAUGCUUCAUGUAUGCAAUUAGUUCAAAACAGUCAAAUGAGGAUGAGCUUUGUGAAAGACUAGACAGCAUUGUUCCACACCUCUUUGGAGACCAUUCAGGCUGUUCUGGAGAUUGGUGCAGAUAUUCCAAGCAACCAUCAACAUACAGAUAUAGGCAUCUUCCUAAAGGUGAACCAUUGACAAAUGAGAAUCUGCGCAAGCAGUUAGAGACAGUGACAGAAAAUUACAAAAAAAGAUCAAGCCAACUUGUAGAUCUGGGCUCAACACAGAGCAAUGAGAACUUUAACAAUAUAGUUGCAAGCAAGGCUCCAAAAAAUAGAUCAUAUGGUGGAACCAGCUCAUUAAAAGCGAGAGUUUCAGCUGCAGUUCUUCAAAAGAAUGAAGGUUAUACCUGGGUUACCAAGGUUAACAAGAAAGCAUUGCUGUCACCAGGCACAAUUUCUGCUAGAGUUGGACAGAGAAUUGACAGAAAAAGACUCUGGCAAAAGGAGAAUAGCACCUCAGUUCAUUUCAAACGUGACAGAUUUAAAAGAAAGCAUAAGAAAACUUUUCAACAAAUUACAGCAGCAGUAAUAGAAGGAGAAACAUAUAAACCACAAAUCGAAGAAGAUGUGUCGGUAAAUGAUAUUGAAAGCAUUCCAACUAAAUGUUCUUUAGAUGGCAUAGAUGAAUAUGUUGUGUUUGACUUAGAAACAACUGGAUUAUCAAGAACCUCAGAUAUUACACAAAUAUCAGCAUAUGAUGGGAAGAACAUGCUUAAUCUUUAUGUGUCUCCACGACAACCUAUUUCAUCAAAGGCCAGCGAUGUUACUGGCAUUAGUUUCUCUUUUGAGAGAAACCAAAUGUACUGCCGUGGUGUUCCAGUUGAAAGCGUGUGUAUAAGACAAGCAUUGCUUCAACUAAUAUAAAUGAUACAGACAAAAUCUCGACCUGUGCUUGUCGGUCAUAACUUCUAUUCAUAUGACGUACCUAUACUGAGGAAUUUAUUGAAAGAGUUUAGUCUCCUGAGUUCUUUUAAUAAAUUAAUUUAUGGAUGCAUUGACACUUUGAAAAUUGCAAAACGGGAAAUACCAAAAGCUGAUGUUCAAAAUUAUAAGCAACAAACAUUAGUUCAAAAGUUUCUGGAGAUUGUUUAUGAUGCCUAUAAUUCUGAGGAAGAUGUUAGAAGUUUGUACACACUUUUCCAUCUGAAACUUAAACAGACAUGUUGUGCCAAAGAUUUAUUUCCCUUUAAUUAUUUGGCAAUUGUAGAGUCUUUUUCUGGCGUCAUUGUUGGAAAAGUUAUUUCCAAGGACACUGCAAGGAAACUUUCCUGCACAGGUCUCAGCCUUCAUCACUUGGAGUUGGCCUAUACAAGAAACAAUGAAGAUGGCAUCAAAUCUGUUAUGCAGGAACAUGGUUUGAAAGGGAAAACGGCAAAUGUGUUCAAGAAGUUCUUUUCUGAAAAAAAGGAAUAGACUGUAUCUGUGGUUGAAAACUGUGUCAACAGAAUGACAAUCUUUAUCUUUUAUAUGCUAUAUUUCUAUAAAAAUAUGGUGCUACCUGUAUUUGAACUAUAUCUAAAAAUAUUAUCCUCUGAAACAAUUUUAACCCUUAAUAACAGCUGAUUUUGAAUAAAUUAAUUUUGUUGCUAAAAUUUGGAGUAACCAAGGAGUACUUACACUUGAAAUAUAUAUUUAUUAAAAUAAAAUGGCGGUGCCCUAUAGUAAUUACUCUGUCUGUCCGUCCGUCACAGUUUCCUAUUUCGUAUUUAACACGUGUACUAGUGUGAUGGGUGGUCAGCCAGUACCAG